This is a messenger RNA of Stylonychia lemnae, 1656 nucleotides long. NCBI's taxonomy places the organism in Eukaryota, Ciliophora, Spirotrichea, Sporadotrichida, Oxytrichidae. The record is from the annotation of a GenBank genome assembly.
AUGAACUUAACCGAGUGUAUUUAGGAUUUCCCAAAAUACUCUCAUCCAUCAAAGGAGACCUAACCUCAGGCAUCUUUUAGAAGCAUCACCUAAAAGACGCCUUUCAAAGGCCUCUACUCUUCUCAUUACAAUAUAGCUAAGAAUAUUCUGAUCGGCUACAAAGAUCCUGCUAAAAUUUACCUUAUCGACUUCGGACUCAGUCAACCCUUUGUUGACUUCAAUAGUGGGUUCCAUGUGCAGAAAUAAAACUUAUCUUACUUUUCUGGAAAUUUUAUGUUCGCAUCUUUGAAUUCUUGCAGAGGAAAUAACAAAUCUCGCAGAGACGAUAUCGAAUCAGUAUUCUACUUGAUGAUCUACUUAUAUAACAAUAACUUUUUGCCAUGGCGAGACUUCUAAGAAUGCCUCGAAGAUUGUUUAAAGUAUGUACUACUUUUAAAUUUUGAGGAGGAGCCAAAAUACGACUAUCUAAUAGAACAACUUAAAAAUGCUUACACAUUGGAAAUCUUUAAUGCUGGACUUCUACUGAAUAUUAAUUGCUUUAAGUCUCCCGUAUUUGAGUGGAAUGUAAAUAAAGAUAUGAUUUUUAAUUUUUACUAGGUAUCACUAGCAACUAGGUUUACAAAAGCUCAAACUUAAUUAGAUAGUCAGUGGGCCAAAGGUGAAGUAGUUCAGAAAGAAAAUCUUGAUGUAAUUUCCACUUCUUUGAUGAAGUCGAAAAUUUUCCUUAAUUUAAGUGGUUCUAACUAUGAACUUUCUCAUGGAUCUGCCUAGAUAAAUCUAGAUAACUCACCAAUGUCGGCUGAUUUAAAUAUGAUGUCAAAUGGAGACAUGAAUCUGAAUUCUGAUAAUCUAAGAGUUCCAGGUUUUAAGCGCAAUGGAAGCGUAGGCUAUAAUAGGAGUUAAAAAAACUUGCAAGGAUUCAGCAAAUUUAAACCCCAAAAUUAAAAUAGAUAGUCACAUUCACCCUAGUAAUAAAGGCAUUUCAAUAUAGAUAAAAGCAGGUUAUAACCUAAAUCUAGUCAAAAGUUUGAAAAUUUAAACAUUGGAUAGUAUCAAGAUGAUGGUUAUAACUCACCAUGCCUGAAUAGAAAAUCUUCAUUCUUUGGAAAAGCAUAAAAGGAUAAUCAAAGAAAGUCCAGUUUUAGAGGAAAAUCAAAUGCAGAAGAAAAAGUUGACAAGCCGACCGCUUAUGAUAAAGACAAUGAUGCUAUAUUUAGUGAUGAAAAUUUAGAAGAAGACAGAAGUUAUGAAAGUCUCUCUAAUGAGGAUGACUUUGAUGAUGUAAAGGAUCAUAUCAAGUAGGAUGCUAGAAUAUCCUCCAGUGACAUUUUGGUGCAAUAGCUUGAAAAUCAAGAUUUUUCUAAAGGAAUGAGAGUAAGCGAAAUGUAAUAAACCUCUCAAGGGGAGGUUAAUAUCUCAUCAAAAGAUUUAGACGAAUAACAAACCUAUGGAGGAAAUUUUCAAGCUUAACAAUAGAAUUAAAUUGGAUAUCAUAAAAACUAAAUUGCUCAGCCUCCAUUCAGAGUUAUGAAGGUAAACCAAAAUGAUCUUAGAAGCAAGGGAGGUUCAAACUCACCCUAGCUUAGUGAGCACCACCUCCAUUAGUAACAAUAUUAAUAAUAGAAAUAAAAUGAAGAUGCAAUGAUGAUUGAUUGA